Messenger RNA from Plodia interpunctella (Indianmeal moth), 1168 nucleotides. RefSeq names its product B-cell receptor-associated protein 31-like. The transcript has a single exon. Gene Ontology annotation, cellular component: endoplasmic reticulum; endoplasmic reticulum membrane. The record is from RefSeq and is a predicted model, not a curated record. Lineage: Eukaryota; Metazoa; Arthropoda; Insecta; Lepidoptera; Pyralidae. Gene Ontology annotation, biological process: endoplasmic reticulum to Golgi vesicle-mediated transport; intracellular protein transport. Bases 257 to 883 code for a protein of 208 amino acids.
UUUCUGUUUUGCCAUGCAUGCCAAAUGCCAAUGUUUCAAUGCAUUUGGUGGAUUGCAUUGCAUUGCGAAAAGUUUGGGUUGGGAAAAGCGCAUUAUUUUGUUUUGAGUUGAAGAUGUCUGUCUGUACCUACCUAUAAUUAAAUUAUCUUUAGUGUAGCUGAUAUCUAUAAAACAUCUAUUAUAAGUAUUUCGUAAUAAUUCGAGGUAUUCCUACUAAUACUAGUGUCUAAAGAAAAUUAUAACAUUUAAGUAAAAAAUGUCUAUACAGUGGACAUUCAUCGCCGGCUACCUUUAUUUUGAAAUCGCUGUGGUCAUCUUAAUGAUGUUACCUAUAUUUAGCCCUCGGCGAUGGCACCAGUUCUUCAAAUCUCGUUUGUUUUUUAUGUUCCGGAAUCACGCCGCAGUCUACUUCUAUGUUCUACUAGGGAUUUUGGGAGUAUUUCUAAUGGAUUCUGUCAGAGAAAUGAAGAAAUAUGCUCAUUCCCCUGAAGGACAUGUCCAUUUAUCUAGUGAAAUGAAGGGAAAUGUGAAAUUGUUCAGAGCUCAGCGAAACUUUUAUAUUACAGGUUUCGCUAUAUUCUUAGCUUUUGUCAUAAGACGCCUUGUCACUAUGUUGAUAAUCCAGGAUGAGCUGAGUCUCAAAGCUGAACGAAUAAUUAAACAAGCAGAAGAUACAGUAAACUCUGCUAAGACUAUGGUAUUGAGCAACACCAUGCAAGCAUCAGAAACUCAGAAACUUGAGGAGAUGAUUCAGGACUUAGAAAAAGUAAAAAGUGAGCGAGAUGAACACAGGGCAAGGGUUAGAGAGUUGGAAGAAGAGGCAACAAAAUGGAGGUUGAUGUACGAGGAAGUAUGUGGUGCUGGAGACGCUAAAACAGAAUAAAAUUAUAUGCUAUUAUAAAAGUGUUGUAUUAAGAUAACAGAUGUCAUUUACUAAAUUACUAAAUUUGUGACCACAAAGUAAAGAAAUUAUAACUUUCUGUGAUGUGCCUAAAUUAUGGUGCUUGUAUUUCAAGAUUUCUAAAGUUUUGCAUUUGGAUGUGUUAUGUGUCUAGUCUAUUUUUUUUUACAAUCUAACAAUUGGUUAAAUAUUGUUAUGCCAUUAAUAUAAGUUUUCAUUGUCAUUCAUCUCAUAAUUUUAAAAAGUUUUAUUAAAAUUAAUGUUACC